Molecule: messenger RNA, 1363 nt
Organism: Archocentrus centrarchus (flier cichlid)
Lineage: Eukaryota; Metazoa; Chordata; Actinopteri; Cichliformes; Cichlidae
Gene: camk1a
Product: calcium/calmodulin-dependent protein kinase Ia
Exons: 12
Coding region: 124-1308 (394 amino acids)
Biological process (GO): protein phosphorylation
Molecular function (GO): protein kinase activity; ATP binding
Source: RefSeq, a predicted model, not a curated record
UGAGCGGACCCAGCGCUGCGCACAAGCACAGCAACCACACUCGCUCCCAGAGGGAAGGAGAACGCAUCACAGCUACAGAUCGCCAUUUAGCUGUAGUGUGGCGAAUCCAAUCAGCAUUGUAGAAUGCCUCUUGGAGAGGAUGGAAAUGGAUGGAAAAAGAAGACGUCAGACAUCAAAGAACAUUAUGACUUCAAAGAAGUGCUGGGAACGGGCGCUUUCUCUGAGGUGGUUCUAGCAGAGGAAAAGAGGACUCAGAGGCUUGUGGCCAUUAAGUGCAUUCCCAAGAAAGCGUUGGAAGGCAAAGAGAACAACAUUGAAAAUGAGAUCGCAGUCCUACACAGAAUCAAGCACCCCAAUAUUGUUUCACUGGAGGACAUCUUUGAAAGUACAUCCCACCUUUAUCUUGUCAUGCAGCUGGUAUCUGGAGGUGAGCUUUUCGACAGAAUUGUGGAGAAAGGUUUCUACACAGAGCGAGAUGCCAGCCAGCUCAUCCAUCAAAUCUUGGAUGCAGUCAAAUACCUCCAUGAUAUGGGGAUAGUCCACAGAGACUUGAAGCCGGAGAAUUUGCUGUACUACAGUAUGGAUGAAGACUCCAAGAUUAUGAUCAGUGACUUUGGAUUGUCAAAAAUUGAGGGGGCGGGCAGUGUCAUGUCCACAGCCUGCGGGACUCCUGGAUAUGUGGCUCCUGAGGUGCUCGCUCAGAAGCCGUACAGUAAAGCGGUGGAUUGCUGGUCCAUAGGAGUUAUUUCUUAUAUUCUAUUAUGUGGAUAUCCUCCGUUUUACGAUGAAAAUGACGCCAAGUUGUUUGAGCAGAUUCUGAAAGCAGAAUAUGAAUUUGACUCUCCAUAUUGGGAUGACAUCUCAGAUUCAGCCAAAGACUUCAUCUGUCAUCUGAUGGAAAAAGACCCUUUGAAGAGAUACACGUGUGAGCAGGCCCUGCAGCAUCCAUGGAUAUGUGGUGACACAGCUCUGGAUAAGAACAUCCACGAAUCUGUCAGCGCACAAAUCAAGAAGAACUUUGCCAAAAGUAAAUGGAAGCAAGCAUUUAAUGCCACAGCGGUGGUGCGCCACAUGCGGAAGUUGCAGCUGGGCACUAGUCUCGAGGGACCCAGUCAGAUUACUCCCACCAGUCCCUGCCAUGGACAUCUGCUCCCAGAGGAGGAGGAGGAGGAGGAGGAUUUGGGGAAUGGGGAGGAGGAGAGCUUGUCUCACUACGAGGACGGCCGUCGUGGAAGCAAUGAGGGCAGCACAGAUCGGGACAGCCUGAGAAGCUGCACCUACUGCUGCAGGCCAACUAGUCGCAUCUGAGCACAACCUGAUGGUGUUGUCAUGUGACAUCCCUGAAGCGCCCAGAGCCCGCCCA